AGCCGGAAAGCCGGAAGGGGAGCUGUGAGGACGUGUUCUGUGGAAGCCAGCGCGGGACCCGGCGGGGCCGGCAGCAUGGAAGCGCUGUACCAGCAAACGCACAAGCAGGUCCACGAGAUCCAGUCUCACAUGGGACGCCUGGAGACAGCCGACAAGCAGUCUCUGCACUUAGUAGAAAACGAAAUCCAAGCAAGCAUAGACCAGAUAUUCAGCCAUCUAGAGCGUCUGGAGAUCUUGUCCAGCAAGGAGCCUCCUAACAAAAGACAGAACGCCAAACUUCGUGUCGACCAGUUAAAGUAUGAUGUCCAGCACCUGCAGACUGCUCUCCAAAACUUCCAGCAUCGGCGAUACGCAAGGGAGCAGCAGGAAAGACAGCGAGAAGAGCUUCUGUCCCGCACCUUCACCACUAAUGACUCUGACACCACCAUACCAAUGGAUGAAUCACUGCAGUUUAACUCCUCCCUCCAGAAAAUUCACCACGGCAUGGAUGACCUCAUUGGAGGCGGGCACAGUAUUCUGGAGGGACUGAGGGCCCAGAGACUGACCUUGAAGGGGACCCAGAAGAAGAUCCUCGACAUCGCCAAUAUGCUCGGCUUGUCCAACACGGUGAUGCGGCUCAUCGAGAAGCGAGCUUUCCAGGACAAGUACUUCAUGAUCGGUGGGAUGCUUCUCACCUGUGUGGUCAUGUUCCUCGUGGUGCAGUACCUGACCUGAGCCGGCCAGGCCCUGUGGCUGAACAACGGUCCCAUGGCGUGAGAGUGUGUGUGAGCGUGAGUGUGCAAAGAGAGGGAGGCCCAGAGGCUGCCUUCUGAACUGUGUGCCCAUCUUAACUGUGAAGACGACUCAGAAGUAAUUGUGACCUGUAACCUGGUGGGAGUUUCAAACCUCUGUUUUUUGUGACAUCUUGAAGGGGAAACUCGUGCUACCAAGAUGCGGUGCUUAGGAAAUGAGUGAAGUGUCUGUUCUCUCUCAUGCUCACUCUCACUCUCACUGGGGGAGGAAGUGAUGCCAGGGUGAGGGAGGGCCAGGGAGAGGGGAGGAAGAGAAUGGCCUUGGUGGUUUUUGUCCUCCUAGCUGAUGUGCACCCGGGAAGGCUUUCACGGUGAGCUUGCAGACAGGACUGUCCACGCUUUGCCAUCCACUGGCCUUUCUGGCUCCUAGUAGAUAGUCUAGAGCAGAAGCAAAGAGAGGAGGGGAAAGAGGCCUUCUUUUCCUGCACCCACUACAGUAGGUUGGUUCACAUGCUCUUGCUACUAGCCACCUUCCCCCACACCCCUCCAAAAAAUAAUGACAUGCCAAUGACUGACUGCUAAUACUUGUCAUCCUUCCCCGGAAGCAGCUACCUAGAGGAAACAGAGGCAUUGGCGCUGUUGCUGAUAGCAAGAUUUUCCCCAUCACAGUUGUUGGGUGUUUCUCCUUUCUAAAGUAAGGCCACUGUUAACUCCCCGGGAGUGGUCAGUCUUGAAACUAAAGACCCUAGUCACCGAUUUUUUUUCCCAGUAGUUAAUGGUUGGCUUUUAAGACUGCAGCCUGGCACCCGUGCCCAGGCUUUGGUGGGUGUUUGCCCCUUAUCAGGUAGCUGUGAGCAAAGGUUAGUGAUUUGUCUUUUACAGUCUCAUCUCUAGUUUUAGUGUCUCUAAUGAAUAAUUGGCUCUCUUCCCUUCCUUGAAAUAUAUUAGCAACUGUCAGCCAAGCCUCCAUUCUGCCCAGCCAGUGUGGGCACAUGCCACCCUAGAGACGUCUCUGGUGUGUGUGUCCUUGUAAGACUGUUUUCAGGGACCAGGACCUUUUUCCUUCUCGGACCAACCCUAGAUUAAGGCUGUACCGGUACCCGGCGUAUUGUGGAAUUUAUUGUAAAUACAGUCUGUUCAAGGAGACUGAUCACUGAAAGUACCAGAAAGACAUGGUUAGCCUAUUUUUUCAUCUGUCACAGGCCCUACCAGCCCUAGGCUCAGUAUGGCAAGACAUAAAUAACACUCACAGUUUCCCAGAGGAACUGUAAACCUGGUCAGUAUUAACCCCACCUUUGACUGUCUUGCCCUACCUACUUCCUGUCUUUAUUUCUUGUCAUUUGGACUAUCUUCUGUCAUCUUUCUCUUUUCUGUGUGUUUUCUCUUCCACCUCCCUUCUUUACCACCACCCCCCCAACCUGUUUCUGUAGCAGUAUUGAUCUUUGUAGGCACAUCUGUGGCAUAGAUCCCUUUUGGGGAAAUGUUUCUUAAUUGUCACAGAUUUUUAACAUGAGUUUCCUGGGUACUGAUUUCACACUUUUGGUAGGAUCUCUAUUGCUCUUACUUGUCUGGGCUAAACAGGGGCCCUGGGUUUCCAAGGAAAGGGGAAUCUUUGAUCCCUUCAUAAAAGGAUUGAGGGCCCUACCAGAGUGAAAACAUUGGCCUGGUGGAUGGACAGAGGGGUGGAAGCAUCUUCAGACCUAGCUCUGACUUUGGGGAGGCCCAGUUGGGAAUUUCCAUCAUACCCAGCGCCCCUGCCAUCCCAGGGACCCAGCACAGGUCUCUUAGCAGUCCAUGAAAUGGGGUUUUUUGGGUUUGUUUGUUUGUUUUUUUUUUUGCGGUACACGGGCCUCACUGUUGUGGCCUCUCCCGUUGCGGAGCACAGGCUCUGGACACGCAGGCUCAGCGGCCAUGGCUCACGGCCCCAGCCGCUCCACAGCAUGUGGGAUCUUCCCAGACCGGAGCACGAACCCGUGUCUCCUGCAUCGGCAGGCGGACUCUCAACCAGUGCGCCACCAGGGAAGCCCUGAAAUGGGUUUUUAAACUGCACAGACUUGGCUCUGAGCCUGGGCACCUGAGGAUCCCGCCAGACAGUGCACUUUGGAAGAAGAUGUACAAGGAGCAGCUAAGCCAUUUGGACUUGAACUCUGGGGAGGCAGAAACUCCCCCCACCCCCUGCCCUCUGUUGGCUGAUGUGACACCUAUUUGUAAUGUACACCAGUCUGUUUCCACACUUGCCUUUCUAGUGAUUGUUGGCCUCGACGAACCAGAAGUAAGGCCUUCCUUCGUGCUGCACCUUCAGAGCCAUUCUCCCUACUUUGUAAUAAAAAUCGAGGGGGCAGUUUGUGGGUCUUCACCACCCGGAGCUAAGGAACAGCAGCCACAGUAUGUCUGGAGACCCUGGGGCACCUCGUGUCAUCGUGUGCUUCCCCUUCCCUGUCACACAUUGGCUUUCGAUGCUCUGAGCAACACAGUUUGUCUCCACAGUCCCCAGAGUAUAGGGCAGGGUCUCCAGGCCAGGGAAGGAGCACCCUCUAGUGGAGUUGGGGUGAAUUCUCAGGUGCAAGAAUCUCCAGGAGCCGCCUCUGCGACCUUGUACAGGAUUUUGGUGUACCUAUUGUGGUUUAAGACAGGUGGGUUGUCAAGGAACUUGGAGUAUCUUCAUUCCGUGGAUGUGUACUCCAGGUGUGAUCACCUGAAGAAAAGCCGAACUCCACGACCAAGUAAGUAGGAGAGUCUUGAUAUUAUAGAAAGCUUCGCUGCUGGGAUUUUUCCUGUCCUUUGCCCUGAUGAAUUUAAAUGGGUUUGAUUUGCAUUUGUCUUUACACUUAUUGUUUUUGAAACACAUCAGUUGAAUAAAGUUGCUGUUUAUUUUAUUUAGAAAA
Molecule: messenger RNA, 3616 nt
Organism: Mesoplodon densirostris (Blainville's beaked whale)
Lineage: Eukaryota; Metazoa; Chordata; Mammalia; Artiodactyla; Ziphiidae
Gene: GOSR2
Product: golgi SNAP receptor complex member 2
Exons: 6
Coding region: 76-714 (212 amino acids)
Biological process (GO): intra-Golgi vesicle-mediated transport; vesicle fusion
Cellular component (GO): late endosome membrane; ER to Golgi transport vesicle membrane; SNARE complex
Molecular function (GO): SNARE binding; SNAP receptor activity
Source: RefSeq, a predicted model, not a curated record